Molecule: messenger RNA, 4813 nt
Organism: Doryrhamphus excisus (bluestripe pipefish)
Lineage: Eukaryota; Metazoa; Chordata; Actinopteri; Syngnathiformes; Syngnathidae
Gene: crb2a
Product: crumbs cell polarity complex component 2a
Biological process (GO): Notch signaling pathway
Molecular function (GO): calcium ion binding; Notch binding
Source: RefSeq, a predicted model, not a curated record
CAGUAGCCUUAAUGCAUCGUGGAGGUCCUCAUCAUGGAGUUGGAGAGCAUUUAUUUGGAUCUAAAGACUCUCUUGCUGACCAUGAUGAUGUUCAAAUGGGGAAUCUUGUGCACAGCCACGCCUGACAAAUGCUUGUCGACCCCCUGCCAAAAUGGAGCUACCUGCGUGGACACCAAGGAUGAUUACGCCUGCAUUUGUUCCACUGAAGGGCUUAGAUACGUGGGCAAAAACUGCGAUAAGCUUUAUGAUGCUUGUUCUUUUGCUCCGUGUAAAGACUGCAUCAGCACUCCGGGUAUGCCGGAAUACCGCUGCAUGGAGGAGGUGGACGAGUGCCAGAGCAACCCCUGCUCGGAGCCACAUUCCCUGUGUGUAGAUCAACUGAACGGGUACUUCUGCAGGUGUCCCGCAGGUUAUGGAGGCCCGCAAUGCCAUCGGCGCGUGAAUGACUGCGUUCGGCAACCCUGCAUGAAUAACGGGACUUGCGUUCUACGCCCGCAAGGCUCUGAAUGCCAAUGUGUACCCGGAUACGAGGGAAAGAUGUGUGAGGAUGAUAUCAACGAAUGCUCGUCAGAGCCUUGUCAGAAUGGCGCUAUCUGCAUCGACGGGGUGGCAGAGUUCCAUUGCUUCUGCGUGCCUGGUUUCCAGGGCCACAAGUGUGAAAUUGACAUUAAUGAAUGUGCAUCCAGGCCCUGUGCUAACUCUGCUACAUGCAUCAAUGAGAAGGACCACUACGCGUGUGAGUGCCUGGUGGGCUUCACAGGAAUCAACUGUGAAAGUGAAAUAGACGAGUGUGAGUCGGAUCCCUGCCACAACGGAGCCACGUGCCACGACCUGAUGGGCUCCUACUCGUGCGAAUGCCCACCUGGGUUUCAAGGCGUCCACUGUGAAGCGGAUGUCGACGAGUGCGAGAGUCAGCCAUGCCUCAACGGAGCUGCCUGCCGCGACAUGGUCAACAGCUACGAGUGUGACUGCAGUGACACUGGAUUUGAGGGAGACCACUGUGAAGUGGACGUCGCUGAGUGUGUCUCUCAUCCCUGCCAACAUGGCGCCACAUGUCUGGAGGGAGUCAAACAAUACACCUGUCUCUGCUGGCCAGGUUAUGAAGGCACACACUGUGAGAUGGACAUUGACGAGUGUGCUGAACAUCCCUGCGACAACGGUGGCGAAUGUUACGAGCGUUCCAAACUGACCCACUGGGGUCUGGACUGGGAACCAAGCUACGCAAGCGUAGCUGGAUAUAUUUGCCAUUGCUCGCCGGGGUUUGCAGGCGAGAACUGCACUGUUAACAUCGAUGAGUGUGAGUCUGGACCCUGCCAGAACGGAGGCACUUGUCAGGAUCAAGACAAUGGCUAUGCAUGCACAUGUCCUGUUGGAUUUUCAGGUUUUCUUUGUGAAGUGAAUAUCGAUGAAUGUGAAAGUCAGCCGUGUCAGAAUGGCGGCUGGUGUGAAGACGGGACCGCUUCCUACAUCUGCCACUGUCCUGAGGCAAAGGUGGGGAAUCUUCCGUGGGGAGGCAGUGAGUGCAACGUCAAGCUCUUCGGUUGUUUCCACCAUGAAUGCCAAAACGGAGCCACGUGCUCGCCGUGGUUUGAUGGCGUAGGACACGGCCACACGUGCUUGUGCGCUCCCGGCUUUUAUGACGAGCAGUGCUUGACGCAAACAACCUUCUCGUUCUCCUCGCCCGGAUUUAUUCCCAUCGAGGUUCCCCAAGAGAAGAUCCAGAUGGGGGUUGAAUAUGGUGACGAUUAUGGUUUAGCAAUACAGUUGCGCUUUCGGACAACUUUACCCGACAUGUUAGUGUUCUACAGAGGAGAUUUGGAAACCUACCUCCUACUUGAGAUUGUGAAUGGUUCCCUUCAGGUGAAAGCCUUCUCUGAUGGCUUUGAACUGAAAUUGACUUCUCCUGACUUUGUCAACGAUGGAGAUUGGAGAGAUGUUCAUGUGUUUGAGAACAGCAAAGGCUUACAUUUGCUUCUGAAAGGACCUGGCUGCAACGGAGACGGGUGCCGAGCUCAAAUUGAAUCACCUUUCCAGAACUUGGACAGCCUUUUCCAUGUGUAUGUGGGCGGGGCUCCAGAGGAAUUGUUACAGAACUCCGUCAGCUAUGAGAGCUUCAUAGGAUGCAUGGAAGACCUGAUCAUUGACUCUGGACCUGUUCUUCCCCAAACAUUCCAAGAGGACCAACAUCUGGGAUGUAGUAAAACUGAGUGGUGUGAGCCUGACCCCUGCCACGGGCGUGGACGCUGUGUGGACCUUUGGACCAGCUACCACUGUGACUGCCACCGUCCUUUCUACAGUGGAAGCUGCGAGGAAGAAUUGCCGUCGUGGACAUACAGCCAUGAGGACAGCAGGAGUUUUAGCGUUUAUCGUAUCGCCAAGAGCCACGGCAGGAACUUUCAAGUCUCCUUUUUUUUGAGGUCAUUAAAGCUGGAAGGGUUGAUCUUUCAAUUGAGAACACCCGCAGGAGAAGUGUACUUUUCCAUGUACCUAAAGAUGGGAAGACUUUUGAUCAGCUCUCUGGGCGACGGCGCCCCUCUUACUGCUCCCAUUUUUCUGACAACCGGCGAGAAGCACUUCCUUCUGGUGGAGAUCCAGCCAAGACAAGUCAUCUUUGAUCACGGAAGCCUUCGUUAUGGAAUCGGGACUAUACCUGAGGUGGUCAUUAACGCAGGAGACGAGGCUUACCUCGGAGGACUUCCAGAAGAGUGGGACUCUCGGCCGUGGGGAGGACAUUACAAAGGCUGCCUGCAGGACUUUCGUUUGGAUUUAGUUCAUCUGGAGGUGGACGCCUGGAACGACGCCGAUGAGGAGGAAAUCUACGUAUCCAGUGGUGCUGAAAAUGUAAAGAGAGGAUGCAUCAGUGACGACACUUGCAAGGGGAGCCCUUGUCAGAAUGGAGGCGAAUGCACGGUGACGUUCAACGAUUUCACGUGUUCUUGUCCGCACGACUACACGGGACUCACUUGUCAAACUCAAGUUUGGUGUGUCAGUGAUCCUUGCUUGAAUGGCGGCCAUUGCAUGGAUCUUUCUGACGGCUAUGAAUGUCUGCACAACGCAACGUUUGACAACAGUCCUGCACAAUUCAGUACUGGAGGUUCCCUGGUUGAACCCGUGUCUUUAAUAUACGUGGAGUUAAGGACCCGUUCCGAGAAUGCGGUUCUCCUGAGAGCCACCCGGGGUUCCGACCAGCUGACGGUGGGUCUGCUGGACUCGUCUGUUUGGGUUGAGAUCCACAUCGCCGACGGAGCCGAGACGCUGACUUUUACAGGCGAGCGUAAAGUGGCUGAUGGGAGGUGGCAUCGAGUAAACGUGACGAUGGCGAAGAGAGACCAAAAAUCAUCCCCCUGGACGAUCACCGUGGACGGAAUCAUCGAUGCUAGUAGCCUGCCGCACGGAACAGGAAGUUUACACUUCCUCAAUGAUAGAGGCGCGGUGCUAACCUUAGCCGAGAGCUUCACCGGAUGCUUGGGUGCAAUCAGGGUCGGAGGGGUGUAUCUUCCUUUUGUGGACGACUACGACCCCCCACAGGUGGCUCAGUUCCGCUUUUCGGGAACGCAAAGAAUCAGCCUGGGUUGUCGCAGUGCCCCCGUUUGUAACGCCAACCCUUGCCUAAACGGAGCCACUUGUAACGACGUCUUUAAUAAGGUUUUCUGCGAGUGUGACGUGGGCUGGGAGGGGGAACUAUGUGAUGUCGACGCGGAUGAUUGUGCGUCUGGGCCUUGUUUUAAUGGCCGGUGUAAGGACUACUUGGCUGGGUUCGAGUGCCGCUGCCACCCGGGAUAUGCAGGCGCACUCUGCGACGUGGACGUGGACGAGUGCGAGCAUCACGCUUGCCAACAUGGCGCCAUCUGUCAAGACGGACCCAACAUGUACACCUGUAUAUGCCCCAAUGGUUACAGCGGCCCACGAUGCCAGUGGGACUAUCCGCCGCUAAAGUGUGGUAAAGAUGUACUUUGUGCAAAUGAUGGGAUCUGCAACGACGGGCUCUGGGGUGCUAACUGCACAUGCAUGCCGGGCUUUGAAGGCAAAAGCUGUGAAAUGGAGAUCAAUGAGUGCAACUCCAAUCCCUGUCGGCAUGGCGGUUCUUGUUUGGAUCGGUUCAACAUGUUUGUGUGUCAAUGCCCGCCUGGCUACAGCGGUUCCGUGUGUGACAUCAAUCAACAAGCGCGUGCAGAAGAGGUCUCCUGGCUGGCAGUGGCGCUCCCCCUGUUGUCCUUCUGCGUCCUCGUUUUCAUCCCCGCUUUGGGCUUCAUGAUACGAACGACGAGAAAGAAGCGCCAGUCGGAGGGGGCGUACAGUCCCAGCGCCGAGGAACUGGCAGGGGCUCGCUUGGCCAUGGACAGAAUGCUCAAAGUUCCACCUGAGGAAAGACUCAUCUGACCCACAUCGACAAUCAAUCGUACCGUCAACAUUAUGCACAAGUACACGCCACAGUACAGUAGACAUGAUUAGAACCAAAAAUGAAAAAACAAAAUUUCCUGGUGUCACAUUGACAUCAGAAACCCCAGGAUCGACUGCUGGCGAGGUGGCUGGCUGGUCAUCCAGAGUUUCCGGUUAGGAAAAAACCCGGAUGCCAAUUCUACAGACACAGCUUCCAUACAGAACUUAAUGUACAAUACUGUUCCUGUGUGUGUGUCCAGGUCCUGGCGUUCAAGUAGACCCCAAUAUGUAAGUUUUUACAAUCUUUGUGGUGGGGCUGGGUCCGCGUCUGGGAGAGAUGGCCUGACUCGCCAUGCUUGAUGUUAGCGUAUGUAACGGCCUUGUUAGGUCUCUGAAGAACAAAAGAAUGAAAAUAAAGUUAUUUUCCUCUCCA